AUGGCAACGGCAAUUCCGAAAGAUGAAAAGACCCUUACAAUUACCUCUGGGGCCUGGAUCCAUAACCCAGAUCAUGACAAAAUCCUCCGAAUCAUUCAUGACUUCACCCCAUUCAUUUCCUGCUUGGCUCGAGGCAUCCCCUCAGCCAACCGCAGUAAUGCAUCUGUCGAUCCGUCAUCUCAUCCCGGAUGCCAAUUCACUAAUCGUCCAGAUACUCCGGACCCCCCUGCACGGGGUCCCUUUUCACCUGCGCUGAGCAACGGCGAAAUCAAAAUAACCCAACAAUCCGACGCCGACGCCCUCUCCUCCUGCGACACCAUCUCCGGAACACUCCUCAUCGCCCCCUCCGCCAGCGGAACCAUCUCUCUUCCCAACGUCGAGGAAAUCAAAGGUCCCCUGACCAUCAAAGACGCAGAUGACCUGAACGCCGUCCGCGCUGACGAUCUCGAAACCGUGUCCGGCCCUGUCACGGUCGAGAACAAUAAGCGGUUGACCAGUCUGAAGUUUGAUGGGUUGGGGACGAUUGGUGGCGAGUUGAAGAUUAGGGGGAAUGAAGCUCUUAGGGAGGUCCAGUUGGAUGAUUUGGAAAGUGUUAAUGGGGGAGUUACCGUGGAGGGAGGGUUUACUGGUCUCUCCCUCUCCAACCUCGAAAAAGUCCGCGGCGCCACAAACAUCGCUUCCACGGCGAGUGAGUUCUCCUGUUCGAGUCUCAACUCUCUUCAUUCCGAAGGCGCGUUCGGUAGCGACUUCAACUGCAAAAAUGAUGACGACAAGGGAAAUGACGGAGGACUUAGCGCUGGCGCAAAAGCCGGGAUCGCGAUUGGUGUGAUUAUAGGCGUCUUGGUGAUCCUUGUUGGGAUUUGGUUUUGUGUCAGAAGACAGAGAAGGCAGAGGAGGGCGCAGAAGGAGGCGAUGGCGGGGAUUGCGGGUGGUUCUGGCGGUGCUGCUGCUGCUGCCGCCGGGAUGAACGGUGGCCCCAGAGGAGGUAGUGGUGGGAUCAGCGACGAAGAAAAAGGUACCAGUGAGAAUACCACCACGACGUCUAUUAGUCCUGUCUCGCCAGAUGAGAUGACCGCCAACGCGCUAUCUAUACCCCGGAAACCGCUUUCACCAGCUCCCCAAGAGACAGGCAUCGUGUCGAUAGCGGGGACGAAUUCCGCCAGCGCGUUAGGGACGGGGACGCGCUCAACGUCGCUGCCGUCGGCGUUGGUCGCCGGGGAAUCGGAUCAUCGGUUCUCGACGGUGUCGGCGCUGGGGACGAGCGAUCCGUCAGAAUCGUUGUUCUUGAGGCCCGUGCCUAGACGCGUGCCGUCGGAGUCGGAUGUGCCGAUGCUGGAUAGUGGUGAUGUUCAUGAGGCGCCGGUGCAGUCGGCUAGGGAGCUGGAUCCGCCGUUUGAGUUGGAUGCCGGGCCGGUGAGAGGGACGCAUCAGCAGGCGAUUAAUCAUGAAUGA
This is a messenger RNA of Aspergillus affinis, 1452 nucleotides long. RefSeq lists its product as uncharacterized. The record is from RefSeq and is a predicted model, not a curated record. The transcript has 4 exons. Gene Ontology annotation, cellular component: plasma membrane; cell wall. NCBI's taxonomy places the organism in Eukaryota, Fungi, Ascomycota, Eurotiomycetes, Eurotiales, Aspergillaceae. The coding region runs from base 1 to 1452 and encodes 483 amino acids.